UCUGGCAGCAUUAAAGAAAAUAUCAAGCAUUUGCUUGACCAUAGUAUUCAGCAUAGUGUAAUAACGCCUUAAAUUUAAUUGACAAAGUUCAUACCCGUCAUUGCUCAACGCCGUUGUUCAAAUUGUGCGACACAGAACUCUCUGGCAUAAACGUAAACAUUCAAGUUAAUCUAUUAUUGUUCUGUGAUAAUUUCUAAAUAUUUUAAAAAUGUCGGUAACAUUACACACCGAUGUGGGUGAUAUUAAAAUUGAACUUUUUUGCGAAGAUUGUCCCAAGGCAUGUGAAAAUUUCUUAGCCCUAUGCGCCAGUGAUUAUUAUAAUGGUUGUGCAUUUAUACGCAACAUUAAGGGAUUCAUUGUUCAAACCGGUGAUCCCACAAAUACGGGUAAAAAUGGUCAUUCUAUAUGGGGUCGUAAGUUCGAAGAUGAAUUUAAGGAAAAUCUAAAACACACUGAUCGCGGCAUGUUAUCAAUGGCAAAUAAUGGACCGAAUGCCAAUGCUAGUCAGUUUUUUAUCACCUAUGCUGCUCAGCCAAAUUUAGAUUUGAAAUAUACAUUAUUCGGUCGUGUUAUAGAUGGUUUCGAUGCUUUGGAUGAAUUAGAAAAAUUGCCAGUUAAUCCGAAAACCUAUCGUCCACAUGUGGAAAAGAAAAUUAAUGGUGUUACAAUACAUGCAAAUCCUAUAGCGGGAUGAUUUUUAAUUAUAGUGCUUUUAAGAUUAGUUGAAUAAUUAUGUAUAUUAAAUUUUUUUACAAAAAUAAAUGUCGAAGAAAAACGGUACAAAAAUAUCUCUUAUUAGUUAAAUCUUUCCCUUUAAUUACCGUUUUUUAAUAAAAUCUUUGAUUACGACUUAAAAAUAGAACAACAGAUUAGUCUAUAGUAUUGACUAAAUAACAGUCUAUAGUCUCGACUAAUGAUUAGUCUAUAGUUUCGACUAUAGAUUAACCUAUGGUCUCUACUAUAUAUUAGCCUAUAGUCUUGACUAUAGAUUUGUUUAUAGUCUCGACUAAAGAUUAGUCUAUAGUCUCGUCUAAAGAUUAGUCUGUAAUA
Molecule: messenger RNA, 1050 nt
Organism: Lucilia cuprina (Australian sheep blowfly)
Lineage: Eukaryota; Metazoa; Arthropoda; Insecta; Diptera; Calliphoridae
Product: peptidyl-prolyl cis-trans isomerase-like 3
Exons: 3
Coding region: 209-694 (161 amino acids)
Biological process (GO): protein peptidyl-prolyl isomerization
Cellular component (GO): catalytic step 2 spliceosome
Molecular function (GO): peptidyl-prolyl cis-trans isomerase activity
Source: RefSeq, a predicted model, not a curated record